Strongylocentrotus purpuratus (purple sea urchin) is the source of this 1965-nucleotide messenger RNA. RefSeq lists its product as uncharacterized. Gene Ontology annotation, molecular function: protein binding. The transcript has 13 exons. Bases 29 to 1825 code for a protein of 598 amino acids. Lineage: Eukaryota; Metazoa; Echinodermata; Echinoidea; Camarodonta; Strongylocentrotidae. The record is from RefSeq and is a predicted model, not a curated record.
CUAAAAACAUGACGACGACAGUCCCAAUAUGCACCUCUCUGUAGUCACAACAGUUUGGAUCGUAAGUUUAGUCUUUGUUCAAUGCGUUAUCUCCUCGGAUCACGAUCACUGCCUUCAAUCAGUAUGUAUCUGUGAACGAACCAGACUGAUGUGUAAUCCACAUCACCUGGGAGAAGAACACUUAGAGAUGCUCCACGAGAUACCACAUCCUCUGCACGAGCAGCAGCUACCAGCGUUUGAAGAGGCAGAUUUCAGAUACAAUGAAAUUCAUGCUGUUGAGACGAACUCGUUUCAAGGUCUUCAUAAUCUGAAUACAUUGUGGCUUUCACACAAUGAAGUGUCCGAAUUAGGCUCACAUGCAUUCAGCGGUGCCACAUCAUUACAGACUAUAGACUUAUCUUACAACAGAUUGGAGACAAUAACAACUGAGGUGUUUUCUUCUGACCCCCAUUUGCAAAAUCUACACAUCAUUGAUCUCUCUCAUAAUGACAUCACAUCUCUCGAGCCACAUUCGUUUAACGCCAUUCCCAGUCUAAAACAACUGUAUCUUCAUAAUAACCCGCUAACUCAAAUGAAUGGCGAAUCCUUUACUCACUGUAGAUUGCUCAACACGCUAUUCAUUGAUGAAAUUACUAAAGACUGCACGUGUGAAUGGUUAGAAACGAUUAAAAACUUGAAGGCACGAAACAUUGAUAUCAUGGAUGAGGACCAUAUGAUGACCAACUGCAUCGAGAAGUGGAGAGUCGAUUGCGAUGUGUCGCAUAUUCAUCGAAUCACUCUGGAAGAUCUUCGCCAUCGUGCCCCCCAUACCCACGAAAUCACCAUGGAUGAUAUACAACCUCCCGUUGUUAAGGGCAACGGGACUCUGGUCUUGACCGAUGGAUCCGAGUAUCAACUAAACACUGUCGAAGGCAGGGCGGCGCUAUACAAGUACGACCAUGAAAUGCAAGAAAAAAUCGGGCAGAUAGAAGACGAAAAAAAACGGAAAUCUUUCCAGGAUAUGUUCAAGCAUGCAAUGACCGACUUCGUCAAACUUCAUUACGACUUGAACGGCGGCGUUGAUGGAACGGGCGAAAACAUAACAUUAUCCGAUCACUCGCCACACGACUGGAAGACACUCUUGAAGAACAAACCUUUCCCAACGGUGAAGCCAACGAGGAAAAAGACAGGCAUGCCUACCGGCUUCAUUUGGUUGAUACUGGCGGGAAUAGGCUGCGGAUUGCUGGUCAUGGUUCUCGUAGGGUUGCAGCAAGUUGAAUGGGUUGACCACUCUAUAAAAGAUCCAGAGAAGGAGAAACGAAAGAAAGAAAAGAGGAAGAAGAGAUGCUGUGGGUGGUUUGGGACCAUAACAGAAAAACUGAAUGUUCGUAAGAAGUUUGUGAAGGGCACAUCGGAGAAAAAGCAUGCCAAACAGAAGUUUGCCAAAUCUUCCCAAAACAACUUUGUUGUUCUGCAUGGACAGGCGAAAAAGACGAUGGAUCGAAUAAACGAUGGGCAACAUCCACCAUCCCAAGACUUUGGUCGCUACACUACGCCGUCCAAUCAUAUCGUACCGCCGCAACAAGCUCCGCCCAACUCAGACCAGUUCAGUCAUCCACCCAAUCACGGUCCACCGCCUGCUCCUCCAGUCCCGCCCACCCACGGUCCCCGAAGAUCGUCAGUGGACGAAGGUGUGCGCAGCAUGGUGACGUCACAGCGUAAUAAGAUGACUGGAGGACAAGCAACGCCUUCUGACGGGUCAACGUACUACUUUGAUAAUUUUUACACGGAUAGCGACGACGAUGACGAUCUCAAUGACGAGGAGACGGACCUGUUUCGCAGGUGACAAUACGGCGAAGUCAAAGAGCGUCAACAUAUAUCAACAAGUUUACUAGUUUGACUUAUUGAAUUCCGUAAAGUAGUGACUGUGGCGUAUGUACAGGGGUAAGGGGCACCUAGCUACCCUCAUCCCAAUCGCGAAAAUAU